AUGUCAACAUUUAUCACGACACUAGAUGAAGAAAUAAAUUACAUUCAGGAUUUACUUCAAUCUAUUCCAUUUAGUUCAGACAGAACAACACACUUUUUAAAAGUGUACAAAAUUUCUCAUCAAGAAUUGAUGAAGUUGAAUGAACAACCACUUAAAUUCCCUGUAGAUGCUAAUAAGUUGUUAAAGUUGGGUAUCUCCUUGGGGAAUUUGAUUAGAACUUUACAAAUAGAUGAGGAAAGUUAUCAGCAACAACAUAAUCAACAACGCCAGUUUUUACAGAAUUUAAAUAAUGCUAAAAACAGUGGUAUCAACAGUGGGAAUAACAGUAAUAAUGGAACCAGGGUUUCAUCGACAGUUUCUGACCCAUUUAGAGAUUCGACAAUAUUACAACCACCUCCACUUAAACAUAUCAUCAAUUCAAAUAAUAGUUCCAACACCAAUUUCUUGUCACCUAAUGUAUCACAACCACCUUAUCAAAUUAGAUUUAUCAAGAAUUUGGUGAAUAUUUUGAAAAACUUUGAUAUUGGUCCGAGAAAUGAUUUUGUUCAAUCAAGUGCUACAUUGAAUCAAUCGGGGAAUAAUAAUGGAACCACAAAUAGAGAUAGUGUAAGUUCCAAUCAAUCUAUAUUCUAUACCCCACAAAGAGUCAUGUCUAAUGGGAGUAACACAUCAUCAGCUAAUAUGUCACCGAUUAAAUUGAAUUCAAAGCAAUUACUCAUUGAAAAAUUGGAGAUUAAUAUCAAUUUAGAUAAUUUGUUCAUUUAUAAAAUCACAUUGAAAUUGAUUUUGGAAAUCUUUCACAUUUUGAAACAAAACCUUAUCAAUACCACCAGUAAAUUGAAUGAUCCAUCAUUUGCCAUGACUCCAACAAAAUACGAUUUUGAUGAAAGCUCAUCGAUUUUCUCACUGAAUUCUUCAACUUCUCAAGACUCAAGCUUAACUAAUGAUGAAUACUAUAAACUUUUAUCAGUCGCUAUACUGAGAAUAAGUCACGGUAUCGUGCAACCUUUUGUUAUUUUGAUAUACAGAGAAUUUGCAGAAACUAAAAUAAGCGAUGAUUUCACACAAUUGAUCAACAGUUUAUAA
Candida albicans SC5314 is the source of this 1086-nucleotide messenger RNA. RefSeq lists its product as uncharacterized. Bases 1 to 1086 code for a protein of 361 amino acids. The transcript has a single exon. The record is from RefSeq and is a predicted model, not a curated record. Lineage: Eukaryota; Fungi; Ascomycota; Pichiomycetes; Serinales; Debaryomycetaceae.